Molecule: messenger RNA, 4483 nt
Organism: Chinchilla lanigera (long-tailed chinchilla)
Lineage: Eukaryota; Metazoa; Chordata; Mammalia; Rodentia; Chinchillidae
Gene: Dsg4
Product: desmoglein 4
Exons: 16
Coding region: 1-3279 (1092 amino acids)
Biological process (GO): homophilic cell-cell adhesion
Cellular component (GO): plasma membrane; desmosome
Molecular function (GO): calcium ion binding
Source: RefSeq, a predicted model, not a curated record
AUGAGUCGCUGGAAUCAUCCACCUCUCCCUCCUCAAGCCCUUACUCUGAGCCCUGUCAGCUCUUUGCUCAUACCUCUGUUCUCUCUCCUGCUCCCCAGGCCCUCCUGCCCCACGGUGCAUGCGCUCACUGUAUCUUAUCCAAGCAAUGGCUACUUCUUCAACGGCUCCACUUCAAGUGCUUUCCCUUGCCACCCUCCCUUCGUGGUCUUGGAAGUAAACAGUGAAUUUAUCGUUGAGGUGAAAGAAUUAGACAUUGAAAAUGGCACGACAACAUGGCAAACCGUCAGAAGACAGAAGAGGGAGUGGAUCAAGUUUGCCGCGGCCUGUCGGGAAGGAGAGGAUAACUCGAAGAGGAAUCCGAUCGCCAGGAUUCGCUCAGACUGUGAAGCGAACCAGAAAAUCACCUACCGCAUCUCCGGGGCAGGGAUUGAUCGGCCACCUUAUGGUGUGUUCACCAUUAAUCCUCGGACUGGGGAAAUCAACAUCACUUCGGUAGUGGACAGAGAAAUAACUCCACUUUUCCUGAUCUACUGCCGAGCCCUGAAUUCACGGGGCGAAGAUUUAGAGAGUCCUCUAGAGCUCAGAGUCAAAGUCAUGGACAUAAAUGACAAUCCCCCAGUCUUCACCCAGAAUGUCUACACUGCCAGCAUCGAAGAGAACAGUGACGCCAAUGCCCUGGUGGUAAAGCUAAGUGCCACUGACGCAGAUGAAGACAACCACCUGAAUUCUAAAAUCGCCUACAAGAUCAUCUCUCAGGAGCCUGCAGGGGCACCCAUGUUCAUGGUGAACAGGUACACUGGAGAAGUCCGCACCAUGUCCAGUUUCCUCGACAGAGAGCAACACAGUAUGUACAGCCUACUCGUGAGGGGUUCAGAUCGGGAUGGAGCUGCCGACGGGCUGUCCUCUGAGUGUGACUGCAGAAUCAAGGUUUUAGACGUCAAUGAUAAUUUCCCUGUCUUAGAAAAAACUUCAUACUCAGCAAGUAUCAAAGAGAAUUGUUUGAGUUCAGAAUUGAUACGAUUACAAGCAAUUGAUCUUGAUGAAGAGGGUACUGAUAAUUGGUUGGCAAAAUAUAUAAUCCUCUCUGGAAAUGAAGGAAACUGGUUUGAUAUUCAAACAGACCCACAAACCAAUGAAGGCAUUUUGCAGGUCAUGAAGACGUUGGAUUAUGAGAAAAUGCCUAAUGUUCUUCUUAGUAUUGGAGUUAAAAACCAAGCUGAAUUUCACCAUUCAGUUGCCUCUCAAUUCCGGAUGCAAUCAACCCCUGUGAGAAUUCAGAUUGUUAAUGUAAGAGAAGGACCCAUGUUUCAUCCAACUUCCAAGACUUUCAGUGUACGAGAAGGAAUAGCAGGACAUUCCUUACUGACUCAUGUGCUCGGCACGUACACCGCCAUAGAUUUGGAUACAGGAAGUCCUGCAACAAAUGUCAGGUAUAUCAUAGGGCAUGAUGCAGGCAGCUGGUUAAAAGUUGAUUCAAGGACUGGUGAGAUACAGUUUUCUAGGGAAUUUGAUAAGAAGUCAAAAUACAUUAUCAAUGGGAUAUACACAGCAGAGAUCCUGGCUAUAGAUGAUGGUUCUGGGAAGACCGCUACAGGAACCAUUUGUAUUGAGGUUCCUGAUGUCAACGAUUACUGUCCAGUUGUUUAUUCAGAGAGAAAUAUCAUCUGCACUAACUCUCCAUCAGUCCUUAUCUAUGUUAGUGACUCUUCCUACGGCUCUCCCUUUACCUUCUGCGUUGUGGACCAGCCACCAGAAACAACUCCCACGUGGGAUAUCAGAUCCAUAAACGGUACUGCUGCUGUCCUUAUGACCGAGCAGAUGUUAUCAGAGCAACUUUACCAAGUCCCCAUCCUCGUAAAGGACAGCUACAACAGACAAUGCGAACUGCCUCAGAUUGUACAGUUAAACGCCUGCGACUGUGACAGCAAUCACAUGUGCUGGCAGUGGAGUACCACGGGCAUCUAUAACGGGGAUGUCGGCUCAGUCACCGAUGACAUGAAUGGGUUUGUCACUGGUUCCGGAGUUGGGGAUUCAAAUGGUGGGCUUGGAUCAGCGGGGAUCGCCAUGAUUGUCCUGGGCCUCUUACUACUGCUUCUGUCGCCACUCUUGCUGCUCCUGUGCUGCUGCAAACGACGACAGCCAGAAGGCCUGGGGACCAGGUUUGCUCCCGUGCCCGAGGGGGGCGAAGGAGUGAUGCAGCCCUGGAGAAUAGAAGGGGCCCAUCCUGAGGACAGGGAUGUGUCACAUAUAUGCGGACCCAUGACAGCCUCUAACACCCAGGAUCGUAUUGACUCUUCUGAAAUCUACACCAACACCUACGCGGCCGGAGGGACCGUCGAAGGGGGCGUGUCCGGAGUGGAGCUCAACACCGCCGUGGGGGCCGCAGAGUGCCUGGCGACCGGAGCGGCGGCAGUGGGCGCCUCGAGGAAGAGGAGCUCCACCAUGGGCACCCUGCGGGAGUACGCGGACGCCGGCCCGAACGUGGCCUUCCUGGACAGCUACUUCUCCGAGAAGGCGUAUGCAUUCGCGGAUGAAGACGAAGGCCGACCGGCCAAUGACUGCUUGCUCCUUUACGACCAUGAAGGAGUCGGGUCUCCCGUGGGCUCCAUCGGCUGCUGCAGUUGGAUUGUGGAUGACUUAGAUGAAAGCUGCAUGGAAACCUUAGAUCCAAAAUUUAGGACUCUUGCUGAAAUCUGCUUAGACACAGAAAUUGAGCCAUUUCCUUCACACCAGGCCUGUAUACCUAUCAGUACUGACCUCCCUUUGCUCGGGCCCAACUACUUUGUGAAUGAAUCUUCAGGAAUGACUCUCUCAGAGGCUGAAUUCCAAGCAGAAAUGGCAGCGACGGAACCAGUCAUUCAUGGGGACAUCAUAGUGACCGAGACCUACACUACUGCUGAGCCAUGUGUCCAGCCCACUACUAUUGUUUUCGACCCACAGCUUCCACCCAAUGUUGUAGUAACUGAAACAGUAAUGGCACCUGUCUAUGAUGUUCAAGGGAAUAUUUGUGUACCUGCUGAGAUAGCCAACACACACAAUGUAUACUAUGCUGAGAGAGUAUUGGCUAGCCCGGGGAUGCCUGACGCGAACAGUGUUGGCAUGGCUGAUGCUUGCAUGGGACCUGUGAUGAGUGGUGGGAUUUUGGUAGGGCCAGAAAUUCAAGUGACACAAAUGGUGAAUCCAGACAUUCACAUAAGCCAAACCAUUGGCUCUACAUCCCCGAUGACAUCUCGACAUAGGGUAACACGAUAUAGCAACAUACAUUACUCCCAGCAGUAAAGGUUCUACAUGGAGACCUUAUACCCUAAGAAUCACCACCACUGUGUCCAUCACAGACAUAUAAUGUACUAUAUUAACAUUUUAACAGUUAAAAAGCAUUCAAAUAUUCUGUUUAAUGUGGUUCUUUGAUUCAUUGGGAAGGGGGAAUAGGGCUAAGCACUUUAGAUAAAACUUUUUUAGUUUUUCUGAUUUUAAAGAAUAUGCAAAAAACCGAAGAAAAGUUUUUUCUACCCUUUGACACUGUCAAACAAAUAGCAAAUGGUUUAUUUUGCAAGUCCUACAGGUCCUAAACUCUAUAGAAACAGUCUCGUAAAUGAAGAUGCUCUUGUUCUUGAGAGUUGCAAGAGAACCUUUACCAGCAUCCACUGGCCAUAUUUUUCUGUAAAGAGAUAUUUCUACUAAAAUGUAUUGACUGAAAAAGUGAAUGCAGUGUACACUUCAGAAAGGAACUUGAGAAGGAAUAUGAAGCAUAUAUCUAAAAUCAUUUGUUUCUCCACGUCAUUUCUCAGGAUAGGCAAUAUUAAGCAAUACAGCACACUUAGUAUAAAAAAAGAGUUUGCCAACUGGAAUUGGCUCAUGAAAAGGAAAUAUAUAUGAAUUUUAUUGUGCCUUAUUGAUUAAUGUAAUUAGCUAUAAAUUAAUGUAGAAUUGCAAAAAAUUUUGACAAGUCUACAAUAAACAGAUCUGGGAGAAAACAUUAGCAUUUUCCCUAUAUUUACUAAUUAUAUAAAAAGUGAAACAGUUUAAUAGUUGUUGACCUGAAUCAUAGAGAUUUUAUUUGACAACUGGAUGAAAGCUCAUCUCUACUUAUAUAUUCAACAAUAUUUACUUAGAAUGCUAUUGAAUGUUGGUCUUAGCUCUGUGAACAUAGAGCUGAAGAAAAGAGAUGUGACGUGUGUCCUUAUAGAGCUUUCAAUUCAUUUCUAGACCCAAGAUAAAACUCUGAGAUAUGGCCUUGAAAUUCUUAUCAAACUGUGUAAAUUCAUUACCAAGUUGCAUUUCUCUUUCUAAUAAAACUGUUUUACAUUGAGUGAAUAAAAUGGAAACCCCCUCACAGGAUGCUUAUUUUUAGUAAGCAUAAAGCUGGCUUAAGAAAAAGAAAUUCUGGGAAGUACUUUUACUGAAUUCUGUAACAUAUGUAAACUACAUAAUAGUAACUAUAAUGUGACUAGAAAGACACUGUAAAUGAAAUAAACUUAUUUUG